Messenger RNA from Neolamprologus brichardi, 2359 nucleotides. Lineage: Eukaryota; Metazoa; Chordata; Actinopteri; Cichliformes; Cichlidae. The record is from RefSeq and is a predicted model, not a curated record.
CUACAGGUCUACGCAACUAAAAUAUCCCUCGGAGGAACAAUUUGGAUUAAAGAUUUGCUAAAAACUAAGAAGAGAUUGCUCGGUUGUUAAACAUAGCAUAUCGCAGCCGGAAUUAACCGUGCAAGCACGGUGAGAGUCACGAGAAGGGUUACAGCGACACGGAUAGAGCUGCGGCGACGAAAUAAACAGCAGCAAAAGAAAAGCGUCCAGCUCCUGCUGACAUUUUAUUUCCCGACAUAGCAGCUAAAAUCGGUGAAUCAGAGCGCAGAGAUGCCGGGCAUGAUGGAAAAGGGCUCGGAUUAUUUAGGGAAGGGUCGCUCAAAUGGCACCAAAAGUCCAUCCACAGCCUCUAACGGACAUUUUUCUGACGAAAGUGGCAGCGACGACGAACACGAUGUAGGAAUGCGUGUUGGAGCAGACUACCAGGCCACAAUCCCCGAUUUUGAGCCCGGUGCCACCAAGUACACAGAUAAAGACAGCGGAGGGAUGCUGGUUUGGUCUCCUUAUCACACCAUCAUUGACUCCAAACUUGAUGAAUACAUUGCUAUUGCCAAAGAAAAACAUGGAUACAACGUGGAACAGGCUCUUGGCAUGCUCUUCUGGCACAAACACAAUAUUGAGAAAUCUCUGGCCGACUUGCCAAAUUUCACCCCGUUCCCAGAUGAGUGGACAGUGGAGGACAAAGUGUUGUUUGAACAGGCCUUUAGUUUCCACGGAAAGAGCUUUCACCGCAUCCAGCAGAUGUUACCGGACAAAUCCAUCUCCAGUCUGGUGAAGUACUACUAUUCAUGGAAAAAGACGCGUUCCAGAACAAGUCUGAUGGACAGACAGGCUCGUAAAUUGGCCAAUAGGAGCAACCAGGAUGAGAGUGAUGAGGAGAUAGAGGAUGCCAAUCCCAUUGAAGCCAACGACAGUGACUAUGACCCCAGCAAGGAAGCUAAGAAAGAGAACCAGGCAGAGCCCCCAGUGCCAGGAUCUAAGGUAGCUUUGGGUCGGAGGGAGCAUCAGACCCUGCAGCACCGGCAUCACCAACGCUCCCGCUGUCGUCCCCCCAAAGGCAUGUACCUGACCCAGGAGGAUGUUGUGGCCGUCUCCUGCAGUUCCUCCGCUGCAAACACCCUUCUGCGUCAGCUGGAUAUGGAGCUGGUGUCUCUCAAGAGACAGGUCCAGAACGCCAAACAGAUGAACAGUGGACUGAAACACAUGUUGGAGUCUGGGAUCGAAGACUUCAGACUACCUGAGUCCUUUGCAUAUAUUUGUGUAACUUUAAAAAUCCAUCUGUGUUGUUGUACAGGUGUCAGGAAGUAUGGAAAAGACUUCCAAGCCAUCGCAGACGUAAUCGGUAAUAAAACGGUAGGGCAGGUGAAGAACUUUUUUGUGAACUACAGGCGGCGAUUCAACCUGGAAGAGGUCCUGCAGGAGUGGGAAGCGGAGCAGGGAACCAAAGCUCCCAAUGGAGACAGUGCAACUUUGGGAGAGGAGGGAAAGAACAGCUCAAACACUCCAUCAGGAAAGAGCACAGAUGAAGAGGAUGAUGAGGGUCAAGUCACUUCAUUAGGUGCAUCCCCUGCUGCCUCUUCAUCAUCUUCAGCUCAGACUCCAAUGAUAUCUAGUACCUCCUCCUCUUCCCUCCACCAACCCCCUCCCCUUCUGCGCCCCUCCCUCCCUGCCACACCUUCUCUGCACCGUCAGCCCCCACCACUCCAACAGCAAGCCCGCUUCUUGCAGCCCCGAUCCACGCUGCAGCAGCCCCCGCCUCUCAUCCGUCCCUCCCCAAUGCCACCCCGCCUUAACCCCCGACCUUCUGGUCCCUUGACCCUCAGUGGAAACCCUGCAGGGUCAGGUCUAAGCUCUGCCCAGCAGUGCUCCAGCCUGACUGUCCACCAGUCGGACACAACCUCAUCUUCCUCUAUCCACUAACAAAUACACACUAUUUUUGUUUAAGAAAUGUCUAAGUCUUAACCUAAAGCUGUCUGAAAGACUGCUGCAUUCAGGUCCUGUGGGAAUAUCUGCUCACAUCCCUCAAAACAUUAACAGUGACUUUCAUUGCUACUGCUAAUAACCAGUUCUUUUAUGACAUAGUGAUAGACAGUCAGGUGAAAACGAAAGUACAAUCUCCUUCAAUUCUUAGGUUUUAAGUAUUGGGAAAAGGGCUGUCAUGAUACUUCAUGACAUCUAGACCUUCAUGUGGCUCUAAAAUGAUUUCAAUAAAACAUUAGAUGAACAACAACAUACACUACCUUCAAAGGUUUGGACACACCUUCUCAUUUAAUUGUUUUUUCUUUAUUUUCAUGACUACUUAGGUUAGAGAACUUAGGUUCUCAAUGAAGGCAUCAAAACUUUGAAGGAACACAUAUAG